Molecule: messenger RNA, 2550 nt
Organism: Phyllostomus discolor (pale spear-nosed bat)
Lineage: Eukaryota; Metazoa; Chordata; Mammalia; Chiroptera; Phyllostomidae
Gene: SLAMF1
Product: signaling lymphocytic activation molecule family member 1
Exons: 7
Coding region: 572-1588 (338 amino acids)
Biological process (GO): lymphocyte activation
Cellular component (GO): membrane; cell surface
Molecular function (GO): signaling receptor activity
Source: RefSeq, a predicted model, not a curated record
CAAGUGAUCUGCACUUGCCCACCCAUCCCCCUGUGACUUUGGCAUGAGAACCUGACUACAUGUAGAAGUAUUGUCUGAAAUUAUGGAACAAAUCAGAAAUAAGAGGUCCAUUAAUUCAUUAAACUUCAGUCAUCCAAGUUCCACUUUGGACUAACUAACCCAACAUUGGGAGUGGUCUGACAAAACUUCCUCUUUUCUUUGCACUCUUAAGAUGAUUUACCAGAUUAAAAUGCCCAGAGAACUUGGUCUCCCUUUCCUGAAGACAGCUAAAAAGAGGAGCACAUUUCUACUCACAGCUGUGGUUGGUCAAGGUGACUACACUCCCUUCCCGCCUCUAGUGGUCUAAGUUCCUGACUCGAACUUCUUGGGAAAACAAAGUGAUUUAAGGCCUGAAAGGAGAUGAGCAAUUUUUAAGACAAAAAGUCCCGUAAGACAGGAAGCCUGCUGGUUUCUGAUGCAUAAACUAGACAGCAGAGGCAGGGCUGCCUCAUACAGUUUGCCUCUGUUAUUUCUUCUGUGAGAAGCUGCUGGGCUCCUCUCACCAGGCUCCAUUCCUUCUCCUUACUGGCUGAUGGAUCGCAAGGGGCUUCUCUCCUUGAACUUUCUGCUGUUUUUCUCCUUGGCUUUUGAACUGAGCUGCGUAACAGUUGAGGACUUGACGAAAUGCCCAAUAAUCCGUGAGCAGUUGGGAAGCAGCGUGCUGCUGCCCCUGACACCUAAAGGGAUGAGUGAGAGUAUGAAGAAGAGGAUCCACAUCAUCGUCACAAAGGUAGAAUCACCCGGAAACAGUGUCAAAAAGAAAAUUGUGUCUCUUGACUUGCCGAAAGGGGGCUCUCCACCCUAUCUGGAAGAUGGCUAUAAGUUUCAUUUGGAAAACUUGAACCUGGGGAUCCUGGAAAGCAAGAAGGAGAAUGAGGGCUGGUAUUUUCUAACCCUGGAGGGAAACAUUUCAGUCCAGCACUUUUGCCUGCAGCUGGAGCUCUAUGAGCGGGUCUCCACUCCGGAAAUUAAGGUGUUGAACCUGACCCAGGAGAAUGGAAACUGCAGCUUGAUGCUGGCCUGCGAGGCAGAGAAGGGAGACCAUGUGGCAUACAGCUGGAGUGAGGAGGCAGGCACCCACCCGCUGAUUAUAGCCAAUGGCUCCCACCUCCUGUAUCUCACCCUUGGCCCUCAGCAUGCUGACAGUACCUACAUCUGCACUGCAAGCAACCCCAUCAGCAACCGUUCCCAAAUCAUCAUCCCAUGGCCCAGAUGCAGGAUAUAUCCCCCAGUAUCAAGACAAUGGGGACUGUAUGCUGGGCUGUUCUUAGGGAGCAUCAUUGGUGUCACCAUGAUUCUUCAAGUGGUAAUACUACUGUUGACAAGAAGAGGUAAAGCAGACUAUCACCAGCCAACAGUGGAAGCAAAAAGCCUUACUAUCUAUGCUGCAGUCCAGAAAUCCGGUCUUGUUCAGAAGGAACCUGAUCCUCUGCCAGCUCAGGACCCCUGCACCACCAUUUACGUUGCUGCCACAGAGCCUGUCCCACAGCCUGUUCAGGAACCAAGCUCCAUCACAGUUUAUGCCAGUGUGACACUUCCAGAGAGCUGACAUCACAGACCCAAUGAAGGGACUAUCUAAAGGACCAUGGAGGAGCCAAAAUAAACACUGAACUUGACCCAGGUCUCAAGUUCCUGUGACACUCUACACAUCUGUACUCUUCUCAGAUUAACUACUUGGUGAUGUUGCUUCCACCACUCACCAGUGAAAUGGACGAGGAGACGUCGUCUGUACUGCAGGGCAAAGGCCCAGAACAGAGUUUUCCAUCUCUAUGGUGUGUCAGACAAAUGGGCAAUGCAAAUUUAGUGAAUCCAGACCUUCAAGUAUCUUGUUCUUUGUGGAGAUUGCAUAAUGAAAGCCAAAGGCAGAAAGCCAGAACAUCCAGCACCUACUCAGACCGCUGACUACCAGCCAGUAUGGGACAGUUUACAUUCUGUCUGUGUGCACAUGGUUCUGGGAGAUGAUCCCAAUCACCACACAGACCUGAUUAAGGCUCUGUGCCUCAGUUUCUCUCUCUGGAUAGGCAAUGGAGAAUGAAUUCCUUAUUACAUGUAAAACACUGUGAUAAAAGUGAAGCUGAAGAGUCAAUAAACUAAAAACAUGACUUUGACGUCUCUGGGCUUUAAAUAAUGGAAUGAAAAUCACUAAGAUUCUCUUUUCUUUUUUGAUUCUAAAGUAAAAAUUCAGUUUAUUCAUCUGUUUGACACAGUACAGAAGAGGCAAAGUGUUUCACAUCAUAGAUUUCACUUCAAACUCCUUGGAACAUUCAUUUCUUUGUCUAAAAGGAGUGAUUAGAUGGGAAAGCCAGACAAUGCUUGGGCAACUGAAAUAAGGUUGGGGCAGGAGCAAUGGUAACAUCAUCCUCACAGUAAUGGGCACAUGGGACCAUUAAUCGCAAGCUGACUUUCUAGAAUUAUUAGCUGGAAGCACAGGAGCACCACUUCUGGAUAUUUGAGCCAUCUCGGGCCUCAAUCAUCCGCUCCACACAGGUAUAGCAGCAAUUUCUGGUAGUC